This is a messenger RNA of Rhododendron vialii, 801 nucleotides long. RefSeq lists its product as uncharacterized. The transcript is spliced from 3 exons. The record is from RefSeq and is a predicted model, not a curated record. The coding region runs from base 86 to 553 and encodes 155 amino acids. Lineage: Eukaryota; Viridiplantae; Streptophyta; Magnoliopsida; Ericales; Ericaceae.
AAUACCUGGGCAAGCAAGAAAGCCCCUUCACAAACAAAUCACAGAAAGCACCGAAAACAAGAAAGACAGAAGAAGAAGAAAAAAAAUGGCAACCACGACCCUCGCAACCAUCCUUACCAAAUGCCACCGUGCAGGAGCAACGGUGACCCCGAAACCCUGGAGCCCUGGGGUUCUUGUUUCCAUUGCACCGCGCCCUUUUCAGGGAAAUUUACGCCAUGAGGUUACCGUUACACAUGCACGUAGGUCUACUGAAGCAGGGAAAGAACAUGCCGAUGAGGCGGUGAAAGCCGCCAAAGAUUUGAAAAAUGAUGCUUCCUCCACUGCUGAAGACAUGACCCAAAAAACAAAAGACGCGGCCGGGAAGGCAGCAAACACUGCGCAGGACAUAACAGAGAAAGCCAAGCAAACCGCUGAAGACGCAUGGGGCUCGGUUAAGGAUACCACUCAGAAGAUCAAAGACAAGGUUGUCGGAAAGGCCGAAGAAUCGAAGGAGUCGGUGAAACAGAAUUCCGAGAGCGUCAAGCGCAACAUGAACAUGAAAAACUACAACUAGCUCCUGAAAUUUGCAAAUCUGCACUGUCUAUGUCUUUCACUGUACAAAUUUUUUCCUUUUCUUUUUUUUUCUGUUGAAAAUAAGACUUGGCCGAGUGGAUGAGGCACUCCGUAUCCAACAUGAUGUCCGGAUCCAAGUCUCACCAUUGCGAGCUAGCUGCAAUAACGUUGCUUAAUUUUUGUACUUCUUUCUGUACUACCAUUUGGAGACAAAAGUCGCGCGGUUUUUUGAACCGAGAACUAGUGAUU